Aureobasidium namibiae CBS 147.97 is the source of this 378-nucleotide messenger RNA. RefSeq lists its product as uncharacterized. The transcript has a single exon. The coding region runs from base 1 to 378 and encodes 125 amino acids. Lineage: Eukaryota; Fungi; Ascomycota; Dothideomycetes; Dothideales; Saccotheciaceae. The record is from RefSeq and is a predicted model, not a curated record.
AUGUCUGGAUACACAGUCGACGAGAACAGCAAAGCGGUCUAUGGCGAGAGUUACGCUCGCAUGAACAAACUCCACGAAGAAGGCUACCCAAAGAGCGCCGCCGACGCCGAAGCAAUCGCCAUCAAUCUCAUCUCCUAUGCCGAUCUUCCUCUACUCCACAGAACCCACGCCCACAUGGUUUUGGGCUGCGGUAACCAAGACAACUUCCUUUGGCAUGCAGAAGAGGCUGUCCGCAUAGUCAAACAGGACAUAGAAUGGUACGGAGAGAGUCCCGUCCCUCCUGCAUUGCUGUCAGACGCCCAAGAUACGUUCAAUCAUGCCAAACAGGAUUACGAGCAAUUGGAGAAGAUCAAGGGAGAAAGGGAAGCUCAGGGCUGA